AUGGUUUCCGAACAACAAAACAUAUCGCCGCAAGAGGCACUUGGGCUUUAUAAAAACACACUCAACUUCAAUGUCAUCUCGCGAUAUGACCCGGCGGUGAAACAGCUCCUAUACACCACCUCUCAUUGUGUGCUUUAUAAGUACGACGACUCGAGCCAAGAAUGGAUCAAGACAGAUUUCCAGGGCGCCUUGACGCUCUAUCUAAGAGACUUUGUGAGCCCCACAACUCCGGGCCCAUUCAAUUAUUCCGACCUACAGAAGCUUUUCUGUUACGGAUUGCUUCUUCUCAACCGUCUGAACCCAGAGUUUUUCUCGCUCGGUUUGUUGCCCAACAAAAUCACAAAGCAUUAUUUUCCCCACGGGCUCAACGGCAAUGGGAUUCUGGAAAUGGGGGUUGAGAUUGCCGACAAUUUGAUCAUGGUCAAGAACCUCUUGGGCGAGAUUUACGGCUUGUGGAUUUUCAACGAAGAAGAUCGCCAGAAGUUGUUCAAGUUGAUGAGCUUCUGCUUGGAUAAUGAAAUGAAGCAGUGA
Molecule: messenger RNA, 531 nt
Organism: Clavispora lusitaniae ATCC 42720
Lineage: Eukaryota; Fungi; Ascomycota; Pichiomycetes; Serinales; Metschnikowiaceae
Biological process (GO): deadenylation-dependent decapping of nuclear-transcribed mRNA; deadenylation-independent decapping of nuclear-transcribed mRNA; positive regulation of catalytic activity
Cellular component (GO): P-body
Molecular function (GO): enzyme activator activity; mRNA binding
Source: RefSeq, a predicted model, not a curated record